Molecule: messenger RNA, 900 nt
Organism: Colletotrichum aenigma
Lineage: Eukaryota; Fungi; Ascomycota; Sordariomycetes; Glomerellales; Glomerellaceae
Product: putative monoglyceride lipase
Exons: 2
Coding region: 1-900 (299 amino acids)
Cellular component (GO): membrane
Molecular function (GO): lipase activity
Source: RefSeq, a predicted model, not a curated record
AUGGCGAGCGAGACCGAAGGCACUUUCGAGGUUGAAGGUCAGAAGCUCCACACCAAGACCUACACACCCCAAGGCCCCAUCAAGGCCAAGCUCAUCUUUGUCCACGGCUUCAGCGAUCACAUCGGACGCUAUCCGGAGCUUUUCUCUUACCUUGCAGGCCGUGGCAUCCAGGUUUUCGCCUGGGACCAGCGUGGAUGGGGCCGCAGCGUGACCAAGCCAGCCGAGAGAGGCCUUACGGGGCCAACAUCUCGCGUCCUCUCCGAUGUUGCCGCCUUCAUCCGCGACAAGCUGCCAUCGCCGGAUGCGCCCGUGUUCGUCCUGGGCCACUCCAUGGGCGGCGGCCAGGUCCUCGCCCUCGCCAGCGACCCGCAGUAUCAUGAGCUUGUCGGCCAGGUCCGCGGUUGGCUGCUCGAGAGCCCCUUCAUCGCCUUCACCCCCGGCGAGGAGCCUAGCUUCCUGAAGGUCUUUUUCGGCAAGCUUGCCAGCCGCCUGCUCCCGACGAAGCAGCUCGUUAAUGAGAUUCCCGCUGAAAACCUGACGCGGGACAAGGCGGUGCAGCAGAGCAUCAAGGAUGACGACCUCAUGCACAACACCGGUACGCUUGAGGGUCUAGCGGGCAUGCUGGAGCGGACGGACGCGCUGGCCCAUGGCAAGCUCAGUCUGAGCCCCAACGUCAAGAGCCUUUGGCUAGGCCACGGCACCGAGGACAAGACGACGUGCUUCAAUGCCAGUAAGAAAUGGUACGGCGCGCAGAGCAUCGAAGAUUGCACGCACAAGCCAUACGAGGGUGCGUACCAUCAGCUGCAUGCCGAUCUUUGCAAGGAAGACUUCUUCAAAGACGUCGGAGACUGGAUUCUGGAGCGCGCGGGUGACUCGGCGAGGCCCGAAUCCAAGUUGUAG